This is a messenger RNA of Torulaspora globosa, 912 nucleotides long. RefSeq names its product Spo13p (gene SPO13). The transcript has a single exon. The record is from RefSeq and is a predicted model, not a curated record. Bases 1 to 912 code for a protein of 303 amino acids. NCBI's taxonomy places the organism in Eukaryota, Fungi, Ascomycota, Saccharomycetes, Saccharomycetales, Saccharomycetaceae.
AUGCAGAGAAAGAGGUUCAGGGUGUUGAAGGACGGUGAGAAGCCACUUCAAACCAAGACGACGAACGUUAGGACGGCACUGCCGGAUCCGGUGGUUGAAAGACCUGCAAGUAAGAAGAUAUCUGUAAGCUCAAGGAAACGCAAGGCAGCCUCGGGACAAGGCCCCGAUAAGAGAAAGAAACGCAGUCCCUCGACGUUGUUUGAUUCUGAGGAUGUCCGAAUCAAGGUGAUGGAUCCUAGUAAUGACUUGAAGAAGAUCAACGGCGCCCGCUGCACUGAGAGCGAGCUUGAGGAGAGGUCGCCACCUGGGCGGCUAUCGUCGGUUGAGGAGGAAGAGAAUUCUCUCCAGAUAGAGGACUUUGAUCAGCCUCCUCAGUCGACCUCUACGCCAGUGCUGCAGCCCGCAAACAGGUACCGAGAAGAGGGAAACAGCAGCCUUUUUCUGGUGAACCAGCCAGGUUUCAUAUCUCCGGUUCUUUAUCAGCCCAAUGCCUAUGUCUACCCAGGAGGCUCUCCGCAAGGCUCGCCGUUCAUCAGCAGGCCCUUCGUGGAGCAGAAUGGAUACCCAAUACCGCUGUUUGCUGGAGAUUUUCAAUACACGCCGUCGCAACCGCCGCCAGUGGCAAGGCUGCCGGAUGAUUCUCACUUAUACGGAUACGAUCCUCAUAGGGGAUCGAUGAGCAAGCAAGGCCCGAGAUAUCAGACAACGUAUCCGAUGGACAAUAUCGGAUAUCAGCCGUAUCGACUGCAUUGCUAUUCAAGAAGCACUCGGCCUGUGCUCUACCGCGAUACUGUCUUCCCAGGCAGCAGCAAUACGGGAAGCUAUAAAUCUAGCGGCGGAGAAGCUACAUAUCCAGAUAGCAGUCAGAGCCUGAAAAGGUCUGGCAGAGGCGGUAGUGAAGCAUUUUCAUAA